Closterium sp. Yama58-4 is the source of this 1155-nucleotide messenger RNA. The record is from the annotation of a GenBank genome assembly. Lineage: Eukaryota; Viridiplantae; Streptophyta; Zygnematophyceae; Desmidiales; Closteriaceae.
AUGGAGCAUGGAAGCAUGAACGAUGAGGAUGCUCGUGAGGAGAGGAGAAGGGAGGAGGGGAAUAAGGAGGAGGGGGGUAAGGAGGAGGGGGGUAAGGAGGAGGGUCAAGUUAGAAGCAGGGCAGGGUUUGAUUAUGAUGAUGGUGUGGGGGAUGGGCGUGUUGAUGGGAGGAAGAAGGGAGGGGGGGAGGAAGAAAGUGAUGGUGAUGAGGGUGCUGGUGAGAGCGAGGGAAAGGGGAGUAAGAGGAAUGAUGCUCAUAGUGAUGAUGAUGAUGGGGAUGGUGGUGAGUUGGAGGAGAGGACGAAAGAAGAGGGUCAGAAGAGGAUGAAGAGGAGUGCAGUGCGGUACGAGGAAGAAGAGGAGGGGGAGGAGGAGGGGGGAGAAGACGGGGUGGGGGGUGGGGGAGGGAAAGCGAAAGGGAAACUGGAUGGUGGUGCGAGCGACAUAGGUGCGAGCGACAUAGGUGCGAGCGACAUAGGUGCGAGCGAAAAGGAGGAGGAGGAGGAAGAGGAGACGGGGAAGAGUUUGGAGUCGUCUCAAAAGGCACAUCGAAAUCGUAAGGGUGGUGAGAGUGACGCUGGGCCAGAGGACGAGGGAGAGGAGGAGGCGGCGGAAAGGGAGAGGGAGGGUGCCAAGAAGGGGACUGUUAAAGGUGUUUCUGAGGAGGAAAACGAGGAAGAGGAUGGACAGGAGAAAGCACAGGAGCAGGAGGAGAAGGAGGAGGACGACGAGGGGGGUGAGGAGGGGGAGGGGGAGGUGCCAGCAAAGGCACAGAAGCGGCAGGAGGAGGGGGAGGAGAAGGAGGCUGAGGAGGAGGAAGGAGAGGCGCCGGCAAAAGCACGGAAGUGGCAGGGUGCGGAAAAGAGGGUGGAGGAGAAGGAGGGUGAGGAGGAGAGGGAGGAGGAGGAAGGGGAGGCGCCGGCACUGGUGCCGGUAUAUGAAACGAUGCACGGCAGGGAGGUGGUGUGGCAGGUGCCACGUGGCAACAUGCCAUUGGCAGGCGUGGUGUUCUUUGCGCACGGGUGCACACACCGAGCCACUCACUUCUGGCCGCCCCACCGCUCCUGCCCGUCCUGCCUGGGCCUGCCGGAAGACAUGGCUCUCGUGCAACAUGCAUUGAAGAGACGACUUGCAGUGAUUGCCAUCUCAAGGUAG